This is a messenger RNA of Austrofundulus limnaeus, 2117 nucleotides long. RefSeq names its product nodal homolog. Gene Ontology annotation, molecular function: cytokine activity; growth factor activity. The transcript has 3 exons. The coding region runs from base 875 to 2098 and encodes 407 amino acids. Lineage: Eukaryota; Metazoa; Chordata; Actinopteri; Cyprinodontiformes; Rivulidae. The record is from RefSeq and is a predicted model, not a curated record. Gene Ontology annotation, cellular component: extracellular region.
CUACUGUAAUCAGAUUCAACCACACGGGGGCGCCACCGUGAUGUUUCACCGUGGAGGUAUAUGUCUGUUUGACAUGUUCAUGGUUUCUGAUCCCAUUUUUCUCCCACAGGUGAAGAACUUCUUUAAUGAGUUGUCAGAAGAUUGUUGUGAGAAACAAACCAAACCAGCUGGACAACAGCUGAGUGUUUAACUGAAAUAUCAACACGUUGAAAUAUCCUCAACGUAAACAAAACAGAAGACUUGUUUAGAUGCUCUCUUCAGGACCGCACUGUCUAAAAUGCACAGAUUGAGUUUAUAUUUAAAUGUCACUUCUAAUCAUUCUCUUACAUUCUUUUUGCUACUUAUAUUUUAAAAAUCACUGGGUAGAUUUUUUUCUCCUGUUUAACUUAUUGAACUGUUCUAGUAAUCUCAGAAAAAUCUGUGUACCGGUAAAUAGUUAUUUUUUCGACCAUAACUCAUAUAACCGACACUUGAAACCAGAUGAGUUUGGUAGUUUUAUACCUCAUACAAACUUUAAGCUAAAGAAAUGAUGUGAAGAGCUACAAACGAAGUACAUUUAUAUGUGGAYUAAUUGCAACUUGUUAAUAAAAAAUAUAUAAUUCAGGUGCAUAUCUUUGUAUUUCUGUACUUAUGAGUCUGUUUGACAGGAUAAUGACCUUGGCGAUAAGUAUUCGCUCUCUCUCUCUUUUUUUUAACACCCCUGCUGGUGUUCUGAUGAUCAGAGGGGCUGUUGAGAUGCCUGAAGUGGUCAGGGGUCAUCAAAGGGCAGCUGUCCACUAUAAAAGCUCAGUCCGGAGCUCCAUCUGCACUCUGCAUCAUUUCAGCCUGAGCGCAGCUGGAGGAAGGACGCAGAUCUCUGGGAGCUUCAGUUAAAAUGGAAACCAGAGUCGAGGUGGUUUUYUGCACUCUUCUCUUCUGCUCUUUUGGAGCUCUCCUCUCAGCUCAGAGCAGGAGCGGUCCGACACACAGAAACCUGUCGACGAAUCAUCGCAGCAGAUACCCUCCGUACAUGAUGAGGCUGUAUCGCUCCUUCAGGACCUCUGAUUUCCUCUCUUCACUACCUGUCAGCACCAUGACGGCGCAGCAUGAAUGCCCAGCAGCGCAGAGUUCGGACUCCGUUCUGAGCCUGAUGGCCAAACGCUGCCACCAAGUGGGUGACAGAUGGACCGUGACGUUCGACRUGUCGUCCAUCUCCACCGGCGAGCUCGUCCUGCUGGCAGAGCUUCAAAUCAAACUCCCAGCACUCUCUGCCUCCAAGCGUGCCGUGGUGGAUUUAUAUCACUCCCACAAGCAGUACUGUGACYCGGGCGGAGCAUCGUGCCAGGAGGAGGAGGUUUUCCUGGGAAGUUUCGGGGCAACACCAAGCAGCACCAAGUCUUCCUGGGAGGUGUUUAAUGUGACCGAGCUGUUAAAAUACUGGCUGCACAAGAGAAGUGAUGUGUUGAGCCAAGAGGCUUCAGGAGAGCCCGACGCAGAAGAUGGGGMUGGAUCUGGGGCUCAAGAUAACACGUUCUCCUUGAACAACUUGAUGGCAGAGCAGAGAAAAGUAAACCAUCCRACCACAAACCAGGUCAUGAUGGUCAUCUUUUCCAAACACARCCAGCUCCAGGAAGGCCACGCAGCRUACAGCCUCAUCCACACCGUAGAGAACUCCAAAUACGUGAYGACCGCCAGGGUUCGAGGCGAUGGUCAGAGUCGCCGCCACAAGAGRAAUCGAAUUGAAGGGAUGCGAGSCACCGCUGGAGCUGAGCCCACUGCGGCACCGGCAGCAGAGCGGGUCCAGAGGUCUCUGUGUCGGAGGGUAGACAUGUGGGUGGACUUCGACCACAUCGGCUGGGACGAGUGGAUCGUGCACCCAAAGCGCUACAACGCUCAUCGCUGCGAGGGGGAGUGUCCGUCACCGCUGGACGAGUCCUUCAGCCCUACCAAYCACGCAUACAUGCAGAGCCUGCUGCRACUCCAUCACCCAGACAGAGUGUCCUGUCCGUCCUGCGCACCGAUCCGCCUCAGCCCGCUCUCCAUGCUGUACUACGAGAGUGAUGAUUUAACCCUGCGGCAUCACGAGGAGAUGAUUGUUGAAGAGUGCGGAUGCCAAUAAAGCUACCUCUCAGAGUUAA